Messenger RNA from Mollisia scopiformis, 722 nucleotides. RefSeq lists its product as uncharacterized. The record is from RefSeq and is a predicted model, not a curated record. The transcript is spliced from 2 exons. Bases 171 to 638 code for a protein of 155 amino acids. Lineage: Eukaryota; Fungi; Ascomycota; Leotiomycetes; Helotiales; Mollisiaceae.
AAAUGUCCUUAAAUGCGCUGUGGUUUAAGGCCUAAUUAUUUCGCUUAGGGGUGCCACACAGCCUAGAAAAGUGUGUUUUGAAUGGCAGCUUAGGGGAUUAAAAACCGAGCGCCCCAUACUGUGCCGCAUACCUCAGACGCUCACCCAACCCACUCCUCAAGAAAGUCGCCAUGUCUUCAACCUCUCAAUACCCUAUCCCACUAUCAUCUCUCAAAGAUCCCCAACGCCUAGCAGCUCAAAAAGAACUAACCCAAAUUCUUAAACCCCUCAAACACGACCUCACCCUCAACGGCAUCUUCGCCCUCUGCAAAGAUGGCGUCUUCCGCUCUCUAACCGCCGAUCGCUCAGUCGUCGACGCCGUUGCUCUACGACCAGAGCUCAUCAAAGCAAUGCUCGACCGCAUGCCCUAUAAGCCUCAAAACGAGAUCGAUUAUCGUGGCGUUGACGGGACGAAAGUUCCAAAGGAGCAGUGGUUUCAUCCAGAUAAGAACUUGUUGCCGCCACCGUUCGUUCCGCCGGAGGAGAGGAGGAAUUUCUCGGCUGAGCAGUUGGAGGAGAAUAGGAAGAUGUUGGAGAAUAGGCAGGGGUGCGAGCCGCAGGUUCGUUCGGAUUAUGAUUUGGGGAUUAAGAGUUUGUGACGGUUGUGGUAGAGACUGGAAAAACUGGGUUCCGUCUUGGGAUAGACUUCCGGAGGAAGAAGAAAUAAGAACAAAUGAUAUUCG